Symbiodinium natans is the source of this 2076-nucleotide messenger RNA. Lineage: Eukaryota; Dinophyceae; Suessiales; Symbiodiniaceae. The record is from the annotation of a GenBank genome assembly.
AUGAGUUGGCAGGCUCGAGUCAGGGGCUUCGGCCAGCCAGGCGUCAUGGCUCCUGCUGGAUGGGACCCCGAGCUUUAUGACGCCUUGCUGCGAACGCUGAAAGAAGAGCUUCGAACGGAGUUUCAGGCUGAGAAAGCCGUGCUGCUAGGGCUGAGAGAAGAGCUUCGCAGGGGUUUUCAGGCUGAAACAGCCUAUGCGAUUGCGCAGUGCAUGGCACGAGUGGAGGAAUUAAGGUAUGAAAUCAGGCAGCAGAAAGAUCAUACGUUUGAUGCUUGUCCUGAGCAGAUUGUAAACAUGCCUGAGGCUAUAGGUGAGAAGGAAGCCCCCAACCCAGACUUGCUGCACACCGAAAAAGGGCCGAAAGAGCCAGUUCCCCUCGGCGAGUCGACGUGGAACGCAUUGCUGGUCAUUGGCCUUGCUGGGGCUGGAUGGUUCGACACCAUCGUCGCGAGUGGCGUUGUCAUCGCAAGCCCUCUGAUGCAGCUUGCAUUUACCAUUGUGCUUGUCACAAGAGAUUUCCUGGGAGAGCCCUUGACGGCUGAGAUUGGCCCGGCACAAAGAUGGAGAAUGGGGGCCGCGCAUGACCACAAGCAUGUGGAUCUUGCGGACACAAGUCUUGUGUCGCGUGUGUGCAACGGAGAUUCGUCCCUGAUCAUGUCCAACAAGCAAGCCGACCUGAUUGGGCAGGUAAAUGCAUAUCUUGGCCUGGAAGAUUCUCAGUUGACCCCUGAUGGCCUGUCCCCUGGGACCGUCCUUUGUGUUCUCUGCAUUUUCUGGUGGUGCCUCUAUCUUGGCAGGGAGCUGCGGUCAAUCCUUUCAUCCGUCGAGGCUCUGUGGUAUGUGCCACAUGGCCCCACUGAGCUUGUUGACGGCACGGUCCUUUCCUUGUCAACGCCACGGCGUUGCUUCUUCUACAGCGUUCGGCUUUCAAAGGCUGCAAUCUCCUGCAUGUUGCUGGUCGCUGGCAUUCUAUGGAUUGCAAGCACUACGUCUGUCAGGCGUCUUAUGCUGCAUGCUGUGGUCUUGAAAAACCUCCUAGAGCUGGACACCAUUUUUUAUGGAGCUUUCAUGCCCAUGAAAUUCCAGGUCAGCAUCAAGAAGCUCAAGCCCUUGCACUUCCGCAACUCUGUAUGGCGAAGCCAGAUAGAGUGCUUUCUAGUGGUGCUGCUUUUCGCCGUGGCAAUGAUUUUGACAUGGUCCCAGCUGGUUGCCCCACUCUCUACCACCAUGGAAAACUUGAAGCGCGAGUAUUGUGCUGGCAACCAAGAUUUUGUGGUCGGCAUAAACGAUCAUCACGGUGUGGCCGUUGUGCGGCCAACCGUGCACUUUUCUGAGGAUCUGCUGCCAGGUUUUGUUGCACAAGAAGUGCACGAGUAUGCUUUGGCAAGUCCAUCGCGUCAGAGCCAGCUCCUUGUAGUCAACAACAUACGCGACUUCGAGAGGACGCGUUUGGAGACGGUGGCCACUUCCACGACGCAGUCAUUACAGUGUGAGGAUUUUGACAAGUGGUUCCUCUGGGGCCAGGGAGAUGCGAUUCCUGACAGAUACGCGCCGUACUGGUGGGCAGCAGCCACCGGCCUAGGAUUGCCAAGCAACAGUACCUGUGCGGAUAUGGCUGCCCAUUGCCUCGGUCCGCAUUCGCAGCUCCUGCGCAUGGUCUGCAGUGUUACGUGCGGGUGCGUGGAACCUUCGGCCAAUCCGAUGUACAUGGUUCAGGCCCAAGGAUGCUUGCAGCAAUGUCGCGAUGAAGUGCAGUUCUGGACAGAUGAGAUGCCCUGCGAAGAUGUAGCGACAGACUCUGUGGCUUGGCAGGCCUUCUGGGAUUUUUAUCCUUCAGCUAUGGAGGCAUUCUAUGGGGCCAGCCAGGCGCAGAGGUCUCAGCUUCAAGCAUUAGCCGAAAACAUGAAGCAGGCCGGCUGCAGUGAGCUGGAUUUUGAGCUCGAGCCAACUGAAAUCCUCUCAGAUGUUCGUUUCUGCGAUGGACAUCCUCAGCUUUUCGCGCCUUUGAGCCAGUUUUGUCCGGCGACAUGCUGUACAGGCAACAGUCCUUCUUGCCCAUCCAGCUGCAGUGCGUAG